UUUCGAGCAGUCACGUGACGAGCGUCGCCCAGGUUGUGUGGAAAUCUGCAUCCUGCUAGUAGCACUUAGCUAGCAGCUGACCAAACAUCCAAGUGAUGUGUUGAUAAUAUUUUUUUCCAACAAAUGGAGGAAACAUGAAGGCGGCUGUAGCGGAGGCAGAGAAGAAAAGGCACUCCCCCUCCGGCCUUGCCUUUUUCGCUGAGACUCGAGGAGGUUAUUUAUCAACAGGACACUAGCCUCGGCUAACGCUCGCUCCAAAGUUUGACGGACAACAAGAGACAUUUGUUGUCGACUAGCUCGAUUUGGGCUUGUCAAUGGAUUACUUAUGACCGCAAUUGAUCGCCUGGGAGCGAGUUGUCAUACCUUCGCGAUAAAGACCGCGAGCCGGCCGAACGUGUUGACGCGACACGAUUCGAUUCAUCUCAAGCGAUUGCGCGUGAAGAGACGUUGACAACUCUUUAGCAACUAAUGCUAACUUCAGUGAAACAACAUAGGUUAUUAGCGAUGUAAACAGUCACGUCGUUCUCGGAGAAAGUAUCGACCGACGCAGUUCAAUCAUCCGAAUGGGAGCGGUUUGACGGCUGCUUUGUUCUUCGUGAUCAAAACCUCAAGAUGUCAAACGCUAGGAUUAACACACGAGCGACGCGUUUGCGCACAUCUGUCCGUUCAUUUCCACUCGCCACAAUGCAGCUGCAAUAAAUCGUUCCGUGGAGUGGAAUAUCGCAAAUCUCAAACAAUUCAUCUCAGACGGCUCGCAUAGGGAACUCCUCUUGUUGGCGUUAUGUCGGGGGACACGUCUGAUAGCAGCGAUGACUCCGAUGCACAAACAAAUGAAAGCGCCUGCACCGUCAAGCAUCAGAUCACCAAUGCUAACCUCACAGGACACACCGAGAAGGUCGGCAUGGAAAACUUUGAGCUCCUCAAAGUGCUGGGCACCGGAGCAUAUGGAAAAGUGUUUUUAGUGAGGAAGAACAGCGACCACGAUGCAGGCCAACUCUAUGCAAUGAAGGUGCUAAAGAAAGCGGCGAUCGUUCAAAAGGCUAAGACCACGGAGCAUACUCGCACUGAGAGGCAGGUGCUGGAGCACAUCCGCCAGUCGCCCUUCUUGGUCACACUUCAUUAUGCCUUUCAGACUCAGAGCAAGUUGCACCUCAUCUUGGACUAUGUGAGCGGAGGGGAGAUGUUCACUCAUUUGUAUCAGCAAGAUCACUUUUCUGAAGGGGCGGUGCGCAUUUAUAUUGGUGAAAUAAUUCUUGCUUUGGAGCAUCUGCACAAGCUUGGAAUUGUGUACCGUGACAUUAAAUUGGAAAAUAUUCUUCUGGACAGCGAAGGUCAUGUGGUAUUGACAGAUUUUGGACUCAGCAAAGAAUUUGUACAAGAAGAGAAGGAAAGAACCUACUCUUUCUGUGGUACCAUUGAGUACAUGGCGCCUGAAAUCAUCCGGGGGAAAACGGGCCACGGCAAGUCAGUAGAUUGGUGGAGCCUUGGAAUCCUGAUGUUCGAGCUGCUGACAGGAGCAUCUCCAUUCACUUUGGAGGGAGAGAGGAACUCCCAGAGUGAGGUGUCGAAACGUAUCCUCCGCUGUGAUCCGCCAUUCCCCUCCGUGAUCGGAGCCACCGCUCAGGACCUGCUCCGGAAGCUGUUGGUAAAGGAUCCUCACAAGAGGCUCGGUUCCGGACCGCGCGGUGCUGCGGACAUCAAGAACCAUGCUUUCUUCAAGGGACUGAACUGGGACGAUCUUGCCCAGAAAAAGAUCGCAAGCCCGUUCAAGCCUGAGCUGAAGAGUGAACUGGAUGUGGGGAACUUUGCGGAGGAGUUCACUGGGAUGGAUCCAGUCUACUCUCCGGCGAGCACACCCCCAAGCACCGACCGCCUCUUCCAGGGCUACUCCUUCAUUGCGCCUUCAAUCCUCUUCAAUAAAAAUGCCGUCAUGGGAGACUUUUUGGCAUCCCAGGUUCCUGCCGACCGCCCCGGUUCGGCCUCUGUUCAACGCAGUGCAAUGUUAGCGGAAUCACAGUUUUUUCUGAACUACGAGCUGCGUCUCCAGGGGCCGCCCUUAGGCGAGGGCAGUUUUUCUGUGUGCAGGCAAUGCACACACAAGCAAAGCGGCCUCGAGUACGCGGUCAAGAUCGUCAGCCGCAGAAUGGAGGUCAACACCCAGAGGGAGAUUGCUGCUUUGAGGCAAUGUGAGGCUCACCCAAACAUUGUUAAACUGCAUGAUGUCUAUACUGAUCAGUAUCACACCUACUUAGUUAUGGAGCUUCUGCGUGGCGGCGAGCUGCUCGAAAGGAUCACGAAGAAGAAACUAUUUGGCGAAGCGGAAGCCAGCCAGCUGCUGCAGAGCCUGGUCUCGGCCGUCAGUUUCAUGCACGAGGCCGGUGUUGUGCACAGAGACCUGAAACCAGAGAAUGUGCUGUUUACGGAUGAGAGCGAGGACUCUGUUCUCAAAGUCAUCGAUUUUGGAUUCGCCCGUUUGUGUCCCGCAGGCAGCGCCCCGCUGCAAACGCCAUGCUUCACUCUGCAGUACGCUGCACCCGAACUUUUUGAGAGUGCAGGAUAUGACAAAGCCUGUGACCUCUGGAGUCUUGGGGUCAUCCUGUACACCAUGCUGUCAGGCCAGGUGCCGUUCCAGAGCGAGCAGGCGGGGAUGACGUCGUCUUACGCUGCCGAUAUCAUGCACAAGAUUAAAGAAGGAGAUUUCUCCUUGGAUGGCGAGCCAUGGAAGGGCGUGUCAGAAGACGCGAAAGAACUGGUUAAAGGACUGUUGACGGUGGAUCCCGAGAGGCGACUCAAGCUCUCCGAUCUGAAAGAGAACAGCUGGCUGCAGGGCGCGGCAUCCAUGUCCACUACACCUUUGUGCACUCCCGAUGUGCUCGAGUCCAGCGGGCCCACUGUGCGCACCUUCGUCAACGCCACUUACAAGGCUUUCAACCGUGGUAAGAGAGAGGGCUUCUUUCUAAAAAGCGUCGACAAUGCCCCCCUUGCAAAACGCCGGAAACUGAAAAUGACGAGUACAGGCGUAGAGACCCGAUGGAGUUCGUCCUCUUCAUCCUCCUCCUCCUCCACUUCCUCCUCUGCCUCUGCAAAAGCAUCGAAAGCGCAGCCAAAGCAAAGUGUGAGCCCAAAGCAGAGUUAGCCUUAGUUGAGCAAACAGAACAAGAAUAGGAUGCUCAGACAAGUAAAAAAAAAAAAUGUACAGAUGAAACCAAGUGUUGGUUUUCAACAUAAAGUUGCAUUCCCCUUUAUUACAAUGUGACUGAGGAGAAAACCUUGAUCAUCGUGCCACAUAAAGCAAGCUGUGGUUGAGGUGUUAUUUAAGAUCCACACAAAUACAGUAUGUGGCCUCUGGGAAAUGUAUGAAAUAUACAGUACAUGCUCUGUAUUUUCUCACCAUUUGCCAGUAACUUCACACACUCAAAUCAGUUUUCAAAUGUACGUACUGUAUUUUUCGCUGCGGGAAAAACAGUGCCUGGCUUUGUAGGGUUAAAGGGAAAAACGAGCCAUUUAUGAGCUGAAGCCAUAAAUAUACACAGCAAAUACAAAUCAGUCAGAAUUGAGUACACACGUUUGCACAUGGCAGAUCAAAUUAUGCUAUUAGCAGUUAUUUACAUAUUUAAUAGUUCCAUUGUGUCAGGGUUUUUUUUUUUUUUUUUGGUUUGUUUGUUUGUUUGUUUUACAGCUUUCUGAGUGCAAACAUUAGGCUACUGCUUUUACAAGUGUGCUUCCCCCCCCCCAUCAGGCUGGUCAAUAGUCGUUUGCAGUUUUGACUGAGAAUGUAAUUGAUCAAAACGGAGUUUUUGAACUUUUGAGGUUGCAUAUAGGACAAGUCACACUAAAAAAAAAAAAAAAAAAAAACAUUUGAAGAUGAGCUGUGUGCUUACAGAGAGGAAGUAAUUCUUUGUGAAGUAAUUGCAGCUCCAAUAUUUGACAUUACUAUCCAUUGUUUUGGAGUGUAUUGGAAUGAAGAGUUUGACUUUCAGUGUUGGCAGCAUCCACAAAUAUCCCAGCGGAAAUGACGGCAGUGGUGAUUUGCAUUAUGUACCGGUCAAUUUCAAGCGUGCAUAUCUGUUAUUGUACAAUUUAUCUUGAAAUAUGGCUUGAUCAAAAUGGUUUUUGAUUUUUUUUUUUUUUUAUAUAAAGUGUGUGUUACUGCUAUUGUCCUGCCCGAGAAGCGCAGCCUCAGUCCAGCCAGUUACAGGGUGGACUUCUUUACCUGGAAUGUUUUUACAGCCCUGAUUUUAAAUGAUCGCAUUUUUUGAAAUGAUAAUGAUGAGACACUUAAUUAUGACUUUAAUUUCGAUCUCUGGGGGCCACCCUAUGAGCUCUGCUGUAUAUAAUUUGAUUUACAGAGACAAAUUAGGGAUGUAGUAAUUGAAACUGUUUUAAUGGUAUAUUUGUGUCCUUCGUGUGUUUUUUUAAUGUUUUUCUUUUUUACAUAUUGCACAGUCAUUUUUAUCAAUAAAAUCCAUUUCAGCUUUAAAGGUGCUUUCACUGCUAUUUAUUAAGUGUAAUUGUCUUUAAUGCUGUGGUAAUGGGUGCAGUUAAAUAGGCUUUUGUGUACUGUGAAUUUCGAUUGGUGGGUGUGAGAACAUGGCAUUGUGAGAUCACUUGUAUUGUCAUCCGUGUACCAAAUGAAGCAUUAUUGUAUGAUUUUGUCCCUUAAGUUGUUUGCUGCCUUUAAAACAGGUUGUUUUGUUUAUGAGCAUUUCACUUAAACUGUGCUGACUGGUGUGGACCGUUUUGGAGUAAAGGUUUUUCGGUGUCCUGUUCCACCUUUUUUAAAACAUGACUUGUAUUACAAUUCCAUGGAAUGUCAUUGAUGUAACUGGGAUUUUCUUCUUUUUUUUGCACCAAGACCAUUUGUUUUGCUGCAAAAUAAAUAUUACCAUAAUUUUGAA
Phyllopteryx taeniolatus (common seadragon) is the source of this 4898-nucleotide messenger RNA. RefSeq names its product ribosomal protein S6 kinase, polypeptide 4 (gene rps6ka4). Gene Ontology annotation, molecular function: protein serine/threonine kinase activity; magnesium ion binding; ATP binding. The transcript is spliced from 18 exons. Bases 782 to 3136 code for a protein of 784 amino acids. Lineage: Eukaryota; Metazoa; Chordata; Actinopteri; Syngnathiformes; Syngnathidae. The record is from RefSeq and is a predicted model, not a curated record. Gene Ontology annotation, biological process: protein phosphorylation; intracellular signal transduction; regulation of DNA-templated transcription.